GGGAGCAAGCGUCUGUCUCUUUAAAUGCCAGGGGCUGCGCUCCCGCCCGGGGAGCCCGGAGCCGGAUCUACAAUCCCGUCCCUCCCGCUCCGGCGCUUGUUGCUCGCCGUGUCCGAGCUGGAGCUGCCGCCGUUGGGCAGCUAGGCUGCUUCCUUCUCCGCCUUCUAGCACCCCACCUCCCCCGAGAGCAGGUUGAGGGGGAGCAGCAGCCCCAGCAGGAGGGAGGGGUGCGGUGUAAACAGGCAUUGCUCACCCCUUCAAGUCUUGGGGCGCUACGUAGCCGUGGGGGCAAGACAUGCGUCGCUCCCCCCUGCCCAGCCUCGCUGCCACCCGCUCCUGGAGAGGAGGAAUUGCGGAUCCCACACCUGCAAACUCACCCUAGAAGUCUCAAGGUGCGGCUGGGGGGAGGGAGGGCCAAUUCCCCAAGGCCUCCACCUCUCUGCGGGUGAGUUUUCGCAGGUGGUCUCCACCCCUGUCCGGGGACCCGUGCCAAUGACCCUAGUGGUGGUUUCGCUUUCUCCCCUCUCGGCUGUGUGAACGUGUAUCCGCAGCGUGAUGGGUAACCAGGUGGAAAAACUGACCCACCUAAGUUACAAGGAAGUUCCCACGGCCGACCCGACCGGCGUGGACCGGGACGACGGGCCCCGCAUCGGGGUCUCCUACAUCUUCUCCAACGACGACGAGGACGUGGAGCCGCAGCCGCCGCCCCAGGGGCCGGAUGGUGGCGGCGGCGAAGGCUUGCCCGACGGCGGGGACGGGCCUCCGCUGCCGCCGCCACAGCCCUAUGACCCGCGGCUGCACGAGGUGGAGUGUUCCGUGUUCUACCGCGACGAGUGCAUCUACCAGAAGAGCUUCGCGCCGGGCUCCGCGGCGCUGAGCACCUACACGCCCGAGAACCUGCUCAACAAGUGCAGGCCUGGCGAUCUGGUGGAGUUCGUGUCGCAGGCGCAGUACCCGCACUGGGCUGUAUACGUGGGCAACUUCCAGGUGGUGCACUUGCACCGGCUGGAGGUGAGCAACAGCUUCCUGACCGACGCGAGCCAGGGCCGGCGCGGCCGCGUGGUGAACGACCUGUACCGCUACAAGCCGCUGAGCCCUGGCGCCGUGGUGCGGAACGCGCUGGCACACGUGGGCGCCAAGGAGCGCGAGCUGAGCUGGCGCAACUCGGAGAGCUUCGCCGCCUGGUGCCGCUACGGCAAGCGCGAGUUCAAGAUUGGCGGCGAGCUGCGCAUCGGCAAGCAGCCCUACCGGCUGCAGAUCCAGCUCUCGGCGCAGCGCAGCCACACGCUCGAGUUUCAGAGCCUGGAGGACCUGAUCAUGGAGAAGCGGCGCAACGACCAGAUCGGGCGCGCGGCGGUGCUGCAGGAGCUCGCCACUCACUUGCACCCUGCGGAGCCGGACGAGGGCGACAGCGACCCUGCGCGGACUACGCCGCCUCCCGGGCGCCCCCCUGCGCCCGGCCGGGAGGACGAGGCCCGCGAGGCGGCGGUGCACUGAGGGGCGAGCUGAGUGCAGAGUCCUGAGAGGGAGCCUUUCCCAGCCGCCGCCGCCCCCUCCCCCUCCUCUCACUCCCUCCUCCAGCACCUUCCGGGCCCCAUCUGGGCUCCUGCGCCAUUUGGAAAAAAGGGGAGUUGGCGAAGGGCGCUGCCAGCUGUGGCUUGGGCUUGUUAUCUUGGACAGAGGAGGAAGAGGGAGCAGGUAGGAGCACUUUGGCCGGGGGCACUUCCUGCGCGCCCCGCUGGAUCUGUCUUCCUUUCUGAGGUGGGCCAAACGGUGGACUUGCCUGAUACUUAAGCCUUGCUGGACCCGGGUCCAAAAUCUACCCUUCUUACACACUCGGGGGUGGAGGAAAGUUCGGAGGACCAGUGGCUGCCAUUGCCUCCUCCCCGCUUCCCCUGGGCCUCCCCUGCGCUUGGAGGGUGCCCUGUACUGAGGCCUGAGAGGGUUUGUGGCGGCGCCCUGCCUGCACGCUGAGCCGCAGAUCUGCUACCCCCACCCGUAGGGGUGUGUGUGGGAUGUGGGAGGCGGCGUGGUACUUCAGGGGAUUCCUGCGGUAUAAGUCCGAAGAGACCAGGCCCGGGUCUGGGAGCCACGGGCCACACAAGCAGCCCCCUGUGAAGUGUAAUAUAUAGUUGUGUAAACUUGGGCUACAAAACAAAGACUUUGCUACCUCCCCUCCCCACCCCCAGGUAGUUCAUCUUCCGGAGCUGGCUUCUGGCGGAGUCUCCGGCUCCCUCCUGCUCCAGCCACCGCUUCCCAGGUUCCAAGUAAAUCAUUGUCGUGGGCCGGCUAGGGGAAGGAUUCAAUUAUGAUUCUGUUAUGCUGCCUUUGUUUCUAGCCUGCUUUUGUAGGCACUUGGAGCCACGUUAUCAAAGGAGGGAAUAGCCCUUUGUGUCUCUGAUCUAAUUAAACCUGCUCAGAUGUGUUCAUCCGCAGGUCACACAGGGGUUGGCUGGUGCCACCCCAUAAAGUAUCCAUUACAGAAGCAGUCAGAUGGGGGUUGCCCUGCAGAAAUUAGUUUAUUUCCCACUCAUCACGUAACCGCCUUCCUGAACAGUGAAGGUAACCUUUUGUAAACUGUAAGGCUUUGGUGGUGGGCCUGUGGGGUUUUUUUUUGGGGGGGGGUUGGUUUUUGGUGGGGUUUUUUUUGUUGUUGUUGUUGGUUUGUUUGUUUGUUUGUUUUGGGUUUUUUGUCUCCUCAUGGUCCCAUCCCCCUCACUCACUUUUGUUCUGCGGGUGAUAAAAUCUUAGGCUUGGGUUUAUUCAGUGAUAAGGUGUGUGUUCUGCCAGCCACACCUGAUGCAGUUUAAUCAAGAGGCGAAGUCUUGUUAUGUUGCAGCAGGCUCUUUGUUCCUUGGAGAAACCCCGACAGAGUGAUUUCUCAAUGAAGGGGGUGACAGCCAUCACAAAUAAAAUGCCACUUGGUGUAGUCAGCACCGAACCUGGUGAUAGUCCUAAGGCACAGGUUGGUGGUUGUGAGAUCUGCCAGCAGCAGGCUGGCGCCUACUCUAAGGAUCUGCCGCUGAUCCUGUUUGCUGUACUGUGGGGCUUCUAGAAAUCUUCACAGCCCGUCUCUUGUAUUCACGUGAGCACUUGGAUGACCCGUGCCCUUGAUUUCACAGUGCUGCUUUGCUGCAGAUUGGCAUUGCUAAUGCCAUCUCAAAAGUUGAGUGAAGUUUUCCUUUCUCUUGGGAGUCAUUUUAGAUGAUACUGAACAAGUCCUUUUGUGAAGGAAUUCUUAGAGCUGGAAUGGAAUCCUGUUUGAACACCCUAUAGAGCUGUGGCCAUCCUUGGGCCUUCUCCCUAGGGAUUUCUAACUCAUGGCAACAAGACUUGAAGGAUUUCCUUGUAUACAUUUUUCAAACUUGGAAGUUGAUGCCAUAAUUUUUAAAAGCCUAGACCGUCAUAGCACCUCAAUGUGAAAUAAUUUAAUUUUAGGAGCAUUAGCUAUGUUCCCUGUUCCCACAAGGAUCACCAAGCAGGUUCUAUCCCUUUGCUAAAGAUGAACCACACGCAGUCCUAGUCUGGGACUUUGGAGAGAUGUCAGUCACCUGUGGGAAAUGUAGAUCUAGUUUUCAUGUGUUAUGAUCUCCCAGCUUCGUGUUUAUAUUCUCUUGUUCAUGGAAAAGCCAAGCAAGGUAAAAGACGUUUAGGAGAGCCUCACAUAUCUAACAGGUUUGGGUUUUUUUUUUUAAUGCUUAACACGGUAGUUGAAGAAAGACCAGUGUGCAGACAGCAAGAGGGGAGAAGAACAGAACAGCACUGUCUAGCAGCUCUGGGCUGGCUAGCCAGCUAGCUUUUCCACUCCUCUCUCUCUGUCGACCUCCUUUGCUCUCCUUUGGAAAGUGAAUGUCAUUGGUCACAUGGAGGUACAGCAGUGACUGUCUGUUGUCACAAAGGAACUGUUUUUUGUGGAAAGUUUCCACUUGAAGGAAGAACUCGUAAAAUCCACACCAGUCGUAGUAUUCUGCCUCGGGGAAGAGGUUUUUGAAAAUGAACUAGAAAAGGAAAUCCAUCCACUCCAGAGACUGCUUUCUCAUGUCCUGCAAGCAUUUUUACUGACUACCAGAGGUGUGAAGUAUGUAAUACGAAGAAUGAUUCCAUUGGAAGUUUCUUAGGGCUCUCUAAGGCUCUGAAGUAAAGCACCAACCAACCUUGAAGGCUCCAAGAAAGGGGAGUCCCUCAACGCAUCUCUUUCCUCAAGGUGGCAGUGUUGCGGAUAACUGAGAUUUCAGCGUCCAGGCUAUGGCUACAUCUGGCACUUUAAAAAAUAUAUAUAUAUAUAUUUAAUAAUUUUUGUUUCUCCUUGGGAAUAAGACUUUACAACUAUUUUGUACUGUGAAUUAUGUAUGUUCUUUGAAAGAAAUCUUGAUUCUAACAUUCUUCAGAAGCUGUGGCAGGGAUAAGCAGGACCCCGGACUGGAACACAUACUAAUACUAAAAGUAAUGAAACAAAUUCUAUUUUCUUAUUUGAGCAAAUAUUUUAUUGAGACUGCUUGUGUAUGUCAAAGAAGCCCACAACGUCCGCUACACAACUUUUUGUAUCGAAAGAACUUGUACCUUUUGUAGCUUUUAUUCCACAUGUAAUUUAAAAUGAAUUUAUAGUACUAAAAUGCCUAUAGCAGAAGACUUGACACAAGACCUUUAAGGAAAUUUUUAGUUUUUAUGAAAAAUGACACUUCAGUGGUUAACCUUCUCAUGUCUUCGGUGCUUCUGGCCCUAAGAGCACCACUAGACAACACGACAACCACGUGGAAACAUAUUUUUGGAAGCAAAACUUUACUUUUAUACAACAUAUGCUAUGGAGAGUGAAGAAAAAUUAAUGACUACUUGUUUUCUAUUUUUUUUUUCUUAACAAAAUGGAAUCCACUGUGUCAAAGACUCUUGAUAUUAUGUGAUUGUCUAACCAUUUUUUAAAAAAAUAAAUUAGAAUAAAAUCUAUGAUCAUGGUCAUCGAAUGGUUUUGUUUGGAAAGUUACAUUUUAUUUGUGAAAUUUUUUUUUUUAAUCACAGUAACUACAGACUUGACUGGUUUGUUCAAGUAUUCACUAUAUUUUGUUCUUAGCUAUAAUUCUUGUGACCUAUGGAGAAUUACAUUGACUAACAUGGUAAAUUCUAUGUAUAUUUUAUUUCCUCGUGAAUUGUGUAAACUGUAUUUUUGUUGAAGAAUGUAUGUUAAAUCAAUGUUACGUUCUCAUACCACUUCUUGAGAAGGAAGUUCCGAUUUGAAAUUGUAUCAUUUCCUUCAAAAUGAAGGGCAGUGUUUAGUUAAAUAAAAGAUUGAUGACAUCUUUUGAACCACUUCCUCCUCACUGUCUUAUUAAAAUAAAAC
Ailuropoda melanoleuca (giant panda) is the source of this 5332-nucleotide messenger RNA. It is a transcript of the gene LRATD2, whose product is annotated as LRAT domain containing 2. The coding region runs from base 556 to 1497 and encodes 313 amino acids. The record is from RefSeq and is a predicted model, not a curated record. NCBI's taxonomy places the organism in Eukaryota, Metazoa, Chordata, Mammalia, Carnivora, Ursidae. The transcript is spliced from 2 exons.